CUCCUAGCUGGCAGUAGAAUUAGCAUCAGGGAGUGCUUGCCAAAUGCAUAAGGGUCCCCCACCCCAGGUCCAAGUCCGGGCAAGAUGGGCAAAUACAGGAUUCGCGUCGCCACCGGAGACUCGCUCUUGGCGGUCUCCAGUAACCUGGUGCAGCUGUGGCUGGUGGGCGAGCAUGGGGAGAAGGACCUGGGGAAGAUACUGCGGCCGAUACGGAUCAGGGAGGUGCAGCUCGAGGUCGAAGUCUCCCUAUACCUGGGGCGCCUCCUGCUGGUGAAGCUGCGCAAGCACAAAAGCCUGGUGGGUUUCGACUGGUUCUGCAAGUGGAUCGCGGUCCAGGGGCCCGGCACCCAAGGCGAGGCCUUUUUCCCCUGCUACCGCUGGGUGCAGGGCAACGAGAUCAUCUGCUUGCCCGAGGGCACCGCCCGGACCGUGAGGGAUGAUCCCCAGAACCAGUUUAAGAAACAUCGGGAGCAAGAGCUUGAGGAAAGAAGGAAGGUGUACCGAUGGGGUUUCUGGAAAGAGGGAUUAAUCCUGCCUAUAGCAGGGAAUACACAAUGGGAUCUUCCCAGAAACGAGAGAUUUCGUGAAGAUAAGGAUUUAGACUUCAGUCUUUCUCUAGCAAAAGUGUUGAAGGACUUGGCCUUAAAGGGGACAUUAGAUCUCACAAAUUCUGUAAGAAGACUGGAAGACUUCAAUGAAGUAUUCCCGAGAGGAAAAACUCCUCUGGCUGAGCGGGUCCGCAAUUCCUGGAAGGAUGAUGCCCUAUUUGGGUACCAGUUCCUCAAUGGAGCAAACCCCAUGCUCCUGAGACGCUCCACGAGUCUCCCGUCACGGUUGGUGCUGCCUCCGGAAAUGGAAGACUUGAAGACACAGCUGGAGAAAGAACUCCAGACUGGAUCUCUGUUUGAAGCUGACUUCUCCCUGCUGGAUGGGGUCAAGCCUAAUGUCAUCAUUUUUAAGCAACAGUAUGUAGCAGCCCCUCUGGUCAUGCUGAAGCUCCAGCCUGAUGGAAGACUCUUACCUAUGGUCAUCCAGCUCCAGCCACCUCGGAAUGGAUGCCCCCCACCUGUGUUGUUCCUGCCUUCGGAUCCCCCCAUGGCCUGGCUCCUUGCCAAGACCUGGGUCCGGAGCUCUGAUUUCCAGCUGCACCAGCUGCAGUCACACCUGCUGAGGGGCCACCUGAUAGCUGAGGUUAUUUCUGUGGCCACCAUGAGGAGCCUGCCCAGCCUGCAUCCUAUCUACAAGCUCCUGAUUCCACACUUUCGCUACACCAUGGAGAUCAACGUGCUGGCCCGGAGUAACCUUGUCUCUAAAUGGGGAAUUUUUGAUCUGGUGGUGAGCACUGGGAGUGGCGGCCAUGUAGACAUUCUCCAGAGAGCCACAGCUGGUCUGACCUAUCGCUCCUUCUGCCCUCCUGAUGACCUGGCAGACCGUGGGCUCCUGGAUGUGAAGUCUUCUCUCUAUGGCCAAGAUGCGCUCAGGCUCUGGGGAGUCAUCAGCCGGUAUGUAGAGAAGAUGGUCAGUCUUUUCUACAAGAGUGAUGGAGCUGUGAAGGAUGAUCCAGAACUGCAGGCCUGGUGUAGAGAGAUCACUGAAACUGGACUGCAGGGGGCCCAGGACCGGGGGUUCCCCAUCUCCUUAGAGUCCCGAACUCAGCUCUGCCACUUCAUCACCAUGUGCAUUUUCACGUGCACUGGUCAGCAUGCUUCCACCCACCAGGGCCAGCUGGACUGGUACUCCUGGAUCCCGAAUGGUCCAUGCACCAUGCAGAAGCCCCCGCCCAUUUCCAAGGAUGUGACAGAGAAGGAUAUAGUAGACUCACUGCCCAGUCUGCACCAGGCCCGAACACAGAAAACCUUCAUAAAAUUCCUUGGCCGACGCCAGCCUGUCAUGGUGGCCUUGGGGCAGCACAAAGAAAGCUAUUUCUCUGACCCUGGGCCUCAAGCUGUGCUGAAGCAAUUCCAGGAGGAGCUGGCUGCCCUGGACAAGGAGAUUGAGGUCCGGAAUGCAGGCCUGGACCUGCCCUAUGAGUAUCUUCGACCCAGCAUGGUAGAGAACAGUGUGACCAUCUGAUGCCUUGCACACAUCAUUCCCAAACUCUGCCCUCCUUAAGUACCCUUUGAGUACCCCACCCUCCUUGGCCACAGCCUCUGGUGAACAGAUUGUCCCCUAAUCGGUGGUCAGUGCUCAGGGAUGCUGCAUCACCCAACUCUAGGGAAUACAUAAUGAAUCGUUCCCACUGAAUUUUGGAACCCAUCCCUACCCACAGCUGCCCUACCUUAAUGUCCACCUAGCCCUACACUUCUUUGUCCUUUGUUCCCGU
This is a messenger RNA of Dama dama (fallow deer), 2323 nucleotides long. Its product is annotated as polyunsaturated fatty acid (12S)/(13S)-lipoxygenase, epidermal-type-like. Gene Ontology annotation, biological process: linoleic acid metabolic process; lipid oxidation. The record is from RefSeq and is a predicted model, not a curated record. The coding region runs from base 85 to 2073 and encodes 662 amino acids. Gene Ontology annotation, cellular component: plasma membrane; cytosol. Lineage: Eukaryota; Metazoa; Chordata; Mammalia; Artiodactyla; Cervidae. The transcript is spliced from 15 exons. Gene Ontology annotation, molecular function: protein binding; arachidonate 15-lipoxygenase activity; arachidonate 12(S)-lipoxygenase activity.